Messenger RNA from Menidia menidia (Atlantic silverside), 2146 nucleotides. NCBI's taxonomy places the organism in Eukaryota, Metazoa, Chordata, Actinopteri, Atheriniformes, Atherinopsidae. The record is from the annotation of a GenBank genome assembly.
GGGGAGGCUUCAGACUUUUGGACAGCGUUGUAGGUCUGUUACUGAGCAUUUAGCACGAAGCAAUGCAGUUUCGUUCAAUAGACUCCUCUUAAAAUCUAAGUCCUGACUUCAACAACUUAAGUCUUUGGGCUAACCGUCAGCUCCUACACCGACAACACAGGCUUGUUUGUUCACUAAAAGCGGUGUCCAUAAAGUUUUUCAAAGACGGUAGCGCAGCAGCAAUGGCGGCUCCCAUGUCCUGGAGGAGGCUGGUGCAUUCCGUGUAUUCACCGGCCAUCGCCGGGGUUUUUACCCGAAUAUCUGACCGGUUGUUUCGUGUAAGGGACAGAAGAAGAGGGUCCUCCGUGCUGCUCCUGGCCCCGCUGCUGGCCGAAACCGACCGGGCCCCGCGCCACAGCUCCAGGCCCCCCGGCUCGGCCGGAGCUCAGGGCACAGACGGCCUCUGCAGCCGCUUCCGGUGGAUGGCGGACCAGGUGCCCGCCUUCCGGGUCCCAGGCAACCACGUCCACAUUCUGAGCUCACCGGACCAAUUCUACCAGGUCAUGAAGGCGCGUAUCAGGACGGCGCAGAAGCGAGUGGUGAUGGCCUCGUUGUACCUGGGAACGGGUCAGCUGGAGCAGGAGCUGGUGGACUGCAUGGAGGAAGCCCUGCUGCGUUCUAAGGAGAGCGGCUGCUCCCCCGACCUGAAAGUCUCCGUCUUGCUGGACUACACGCGGGGCUCACGAGGGCGGGUCAACUCCAGGACCAUGCUGCUGCCCCUGCUGCGGCGCUUCACCUCCCAGAUGAGGGUGUCGCUGUACCACACGCCGGACCUGCGGGGGCUGCUGCGGCUGCUGGUCCCGCAGCGCUUCAACGAGACCAUCGGCGUGCAGCACAUCAAGGUCUACCUGUUCGACGACAGCAUCAUCAUCAGCGGGGCCAACCUGAGCGACUCGUACUUCACCAACAGACAGGACCGCUACGUGCUGCUGGAGAACUGCGGGGAGGUGGCCGACUUCUUCUCCGACCUGGUGGAGGCCGUGGGGGACGUCUCCAUGCAGCUCCAGCCCGACGACUCGGUCGCCAUGCUGGAGGGCAUGGUGCACCCCUACAAAGGCAACCGGCAGGACUUCUCGGCGGCGGCGAGGAGGCGCAUCAUGGAGGUGGUGGACACGGCCCAGGUGAGGCAGCGGCUGCAGCGCCGGCCGGAGGACUCUGAGGACGAGGGGCCGAGCGACGGGGAGGAGGACACCUGGGUGUUCCCCCUGGUGCAGAUGAAGCCUCUGGGCAUCCAGGUGGACGAGCAGGUCACCCAGCGGCUGCUGACGGACGCCGGGCCGGACUCCACCGUCUACCUGACCUCGGGCUACUUCAACCUGACCCGAGCUUACAUGCGGCUGGUGCUCGGGGCCGGCGCCAGCUACCGGAUCCUCACCGCCUCCCCCGAGGUCAACGGCUUCUUCGGGGCCAAGGGCGUGGCCGGGGCCAUCCCCGCGGCCUACAUCCACAUCGCCAGGCAGUUCUACAACCAAGUGUGCCAGCUGGGCCAGCAGAGGAGGGUCCACCUGCACGAGUACCACCGGCCGCAGUGGACCUUCCACGCCAAAGGUCUGUGGUAUUACCUCCGGGGGCAGGACCGGCCCUGCCUCACUCUGGUGGGCUCCCCCAACUUCGGCUACCGCUCGGUCCAUCGCGACUUGGAGGCCCAGAUCGCCAUAGUGACGGAGAACGAGGAGCUGCAGAGCCAGCUGCAGGAGGAGCAGGAGAUGCUGUACCGGCGCUCCACAGAGGUGUCCAGCACCACCUUCCAGCGGCCAGACCGCCACGUCAAGCUGUGGGUGAAACUGGUCACCCCGCUCAUCAAGAAUUUCUUCUGAGACCCAAACAGGUGGGUUGGAGAGACACUUUGAUGGGCGUUCUGAGAGACCACGGCACCUUUCGAAAGUGCGUGGCAGAAAACAGACAAAUGGGUGGACAACACAGCAUGUAAACCUCCAGAACUGACCACCCGGUUUACGGCUUCCACCCACUCUACGUAACUUAUGCAUUAACAGACGUCACCACACUGUGGAUCACCGGUUCUGUGCUGGCACUUGCCUCAAACAUUUAAAAAAAAAAAACUUACCCCAAAGUUUUUUGCAUGCCCCAACCCCGGGGGGGUUGGGGG